UCAACAGUGACUUGUAUGCCCAUAAAUACAUCAUUGAUGAAGUAAAACAACACGCCGUGUAUAAUUAGCGUCAGUGAAUGACAGUUGUAGAACAUCUCCAAGGUUUGGGUUAGAUCGCGUUAAAAUUCGCAGUAAAAAUGGGCAGUACACAGUUGGACGAAAACUUUUUUUAUAACAGCAUGCUGGCCAAAGCCAUGGUUCAGAUGCUUCCUCCAAACGAUAGAAAGGUGAUUCGAUUGUGGUUUGAUAAACUGAUGCAAACUGAUAAAAAUAAGGAGCAGAAGGAAAUACGAAAUGAAUAUGUGUGGUUCAUUUUACUCAUGCUGCAAUGUAAGAAAUUGCGAGAACCAUUCACUGGAGUUCCACCACUUGAACUGGAACCUCUCAGAGAUAUAGUGUCAAGUAAAGUAUACGAAGAAGUGAUGGUUGCAAACGAUGACAAUAUGGACUGGUUGGAGAAGUCCAAAGGCAUAUCGAAGAGGAACGUUCAGUUUAGAGGAACAGCUCCUUCGCAGUUUUUCAAAAGUAUGCCCAUACCAAACGCCGGCGUCAUUUGUUACUUAUCAGCAUUUAGUGAUAGAGGCAAUUAAGGUCUUCUUAUUUUGUAAUCAUGUUAAAGUUUUCGAGAAAUGAAGAUGCCACAAAUAAAGUUAUUUCGAGUGUCUAGUAAUCCGGAAUUACUUUAGAAGGUAUGUUAUCGGAUCCCAAAGACGCGCAGAUGUUUUAAUCCGCCAGCUUAAGGCCAAACCGACCCCUGCGAGGAAGACUAUUGUAACUCAGUUUUGGUUGAACUCAGAUAAAGGCAUUAGACCAUUUUCUGUUGAAUUUCGUUGUAAAAAAAAGAUCUCAUCGAAAAUAUGUUGCACAUUGCAGUAAGUCUUGUAUAUAGAAGGUUAUACAAUACUAUAGUUUUUGUUGGAUCAAGUAAAGGAAAAGUACACUUGCUCUAGACUUAGUAGGACAUUUAUUGAAAUAUUACAGUAUUUUUCAAACAAACCGUCGAAAAAUCUGCCA
This is a messenger RNA of Acanthoscelides obtectus, 1014 nucleotides long. Lineage: Eukaryota; Metazoa; Arthropoda; Insecta; Coleoptera; Chrysomelidae. The record is from the annotation of a GenBank genome assembly.